Astyanax mexicanus (Mexican tetra) is the source of this 1153-nucleotide messenger RNA. It is a transcript of the gene bet1, whose product is annotated as Bet1 golgi vesicular membrane trafficking protein. Bases 190 to 531 code for a protein of 113 amino acids. Gene Ontology annotation, biological process: vesicle fusion with Golgi apparatus; endoplasmic reticulum to Golgi vesicle-mediated transport. Gene Ontology annotation, molecular function: SNAP receptor activity. The transcript has 4 exons. The record is from RefSeq and is a predicted model, not a curated record. Lineage: Eukaryota; Metazoa; Chordata; Actinopteri; Characiformes; Acestrorhamphidae. Gene Ontology annotation, cellular component: SNARE complex; Golgi trans cisterna.
UGUAAGCGUCGCGGCUCCCGAAGGAUGUCGUGUCGAGAGGACGUAGGCUAAAGUUGCAGCGCUGGCUAAUGUAACUACAGAUCUGUGACUGACUCUGGAGCUAAUUCAGCAUUAACUUAUAUUUAUACUGAACCCUGAGCGGCGGGGGACUGAGGGAGAGAGGGGCUGAGUUUAGGUGCAGACUGUAAAAUGAGGCGAGCAGGGCUGGGUGAGGGAGCCCCACAAGGAAACUAUGUCGCAAGUGGGUACAGUGUUUAUGAGGAGGAGAACGAACAUUUACAGGAAGGUCUUAGAGCAAAAGUAAAUGCACUGAAGCAUCUAUCAAUUGACAUUGGAAAUGAAGUCAAACACCAGAAUAAAAUGUUGGGAGAGAUGGACACAGAUUUUGACUCCACUGGCGGUUUGCUGGGAGCCACCAUGGGCAGACUGAAGCUGCUUUCCAGAGGAAGCCAAACCAAAAUCUACUGCUACAUGCUGCUGUUUGCUCUCUUUGUCUUCGUAAUCCUUUACUGGGUGAUCAAACUGAGGUGAUGUAAGGACUAAAGAAUCUCACACAUACUCUCCCUCAUGUGCCAUGGCCCAUUGGAUCAGACGAUCAGAAUCACCAGUAAAGAUAAGGAUAAAGAAGAUUGAGUACCACUAAAAUCUGUCCUAUUGGGAAAUCUUUAUCAGAUAUUGUGCAGUACUGUGGGCAGAAACCUCUUAACAUGCCACAAUGUCCUCCUGCCACAUUAGUGAUUUUAGAGGAUUAAUUGCUUUUGAUGUCAGUAUUUAUCCAGAGAUACAAAGACAAUGAUGUAAUACCAGUGUGGGCCAUUGCAAGCUGUUAAGAGUGAUGGUUCAGUAUCUGCUGUUUUGUACAUCACUUAAUGCAUAAUCAUUAUAAACUGGCCCAAAACAAGGAUGUUAAUGUACCUGAGUGAGCAGAUAAAAGCCUUGCUGACGCAGGUCAGACAAAGCAGAGAAAUGCGCUGCCACAAGUAUUGUCUGUUUUGUUGCGUUAACUGAAUACUGUCGACUGCUAAGAGUAAUUUGGGUUUGCGUUUUGUGUUAAUUUCAUCUCUAUAAUAAGAAUGCAUAUUUUAUGUUGUAUUUCUAACGAAACUUGUAAAUAAAUAAAAUGGCAGGCAUUAAAAAUCAUCUGAAGCCAAAA